UGCAUUUAUUUUACUUGCAAAUCGCAAUUAUUUUUGUUUUAAAAAUGCUCGCCAAGACUGGAGUGCAUUUACGUGCCAUAUGCACCAGGCUGACGCCACUGCGUGUGGUGCUUCCAAUUAGCCGACAAGUGCUGCAGCAGCAGCAACCACAAGUGAAUGCAGCCGCACCUGCUUUGUUUGUGCAACAAACGCGCGAUUAUGCAAAAGGCAAGGACCGAAAAAAGGAAAAGGGCGCCAAAGGCAAACCCGUCAAGGUGGAGAUCAACGAGCAGCAGCUGCGUGAACUGAUCAACCUGGAUGGCCUCAAUGCCCAAAUGGAGAAGUCGGUGCUCCAGAUGAGAGAUGAUUUCAUUAAGAAUCUAUCGUUACGCUCUACGAGCGGCGCCAUCGACACGCUGCGCAUCAAAGUGGACGGCGCUGAGCACGAGCUGCAGCAACUGGCGCAGAUAUCGCGCAAGAAUCCCAAGACGAUCGUCAUCAACAUGAUCGCCUUUCCCCAAACGAUACCCGAUGUGCUGCGUGCCAUAGAGAAGAGUGGCAUGAAUCUGAACCCACAGCAGGACGGCACCACACUCUUCAUACCCAUACCCAAGGUGACCAAGGAGCAUCGCGAGCACCUCUCCAAAAAUGCCAAGGCAUUGUUCAUCAAGCAUCGCGACGCCAUACGCGACAUCCAGAACGCCGAGAUACGCAAGUUGAAGAAGCAGACGGACAUUGCCAAAGAUGAUGUGUUUGCCGCUCAGACACAGCUCACCGCCAUUGCGGACAAAUACAUCGGGGAGGCGGACAAACUGCUCGCCAGCAAGCAGAAGGAGCUGCUCGGCGAUGCCUGAUAUCACGAAUGCCACAAGACUGAUGUUAGAUAUUGAUAUUGAUAUAUACAUAUAGAUUUGUUGCUCCGAUAAAUGUAAGCCACUGCCUAUGAUGCAAUUUACUAAAUUUUAAAUAUAAGCUGAAAUUAA
Molecule: messenger RNA, 962 nt
Organism: Drosophila grimshawi
Lineage: Eukaryota; Metazoa; Arthropoda; Insecta; Diptera; Drosophilidae
Gene: mRRF1
Product: ribosome-recycling factor, mitochondrial
Exons: 1
Coding region: 45-833 (262 amino acids)
Biological process (GO): translation
Cellular component (GO): mitochondrion
Molecular function (GO): ribosomal large subunit binding
Source: RefSeq, a predicted model, not a curated record